UGAUGCGUAGAAAAGCCCAGUGUGGCGAGGUGCAGCAAUUCCCUCACGCGCGUUCUUGUGAGAAUCCACCUUGAGCCCGCCUUGUGUUGGACAUGGACAUUAGCCAAAUUCUGCGAUUGGUCGACUUGAACAAAGGGUGGAGGUACUCGAGUGUCAUUCAAUACUGGCUUUCGCCAUCUUCUGUACACAAAAGCGCCGUGAGCGUUCCAGCAUCGCAGCGAUCCAAUGAAUCGAAACGUCCUCCAAAUCCGCCUAUACAGCAGAAUUACAACGGACAAGCAGCAGCGGACGCCUUGUGCGGUCCACGCGCUCCAGCCAACACAUCAAAUGCUGGAAUUAGAUUACAGGUGAAAGGAAAACCAGCUCGUCAUCAUCGCUCAGAUGUAGAAACAUGCGGCUAUGGGCAAAUGGUUCUGGACAAAGGAAACGUGGUAAAGUAUAGCCAAAGGUGUAAGGAGAUGGUGUCAAUGUGUCCAGAAGUGAAAACAAAUUUUGGGCCCAAGAAACGAAGGGUGCGAUGCACCGGGCAGGUAUCAAAAUAAACAGGUACAAACGGAAGAAAAGAGGUUUUACAAACAAGCAAGCAAAACAAGGGGUUAAGACAGGCGACAAAGGUUCUGCGAACCCGUGCAUGUCCCUGGCGGUAUAUGCAAAACGAUCAGGCAGCCGAGAAUCCGAGGACGCCGUCGCAGGAUAUGUAAAAGCCAAGUCGUGGGUCUCAUAUACAAAGG
Molecule: messenger RNA, 731 nt
Organism: Didymella exigua CBS 183.55
Lineage: Eukaryota; Fungi; Ascomycota; Dothideomycetes; Pleosporales; Didymellaceae
Exons: 1
Coding region: 93-542 (149 amino acids)
Source: RefSeq, a predicted model, not a curated record